GUGACCGCUGGUUUAAAGGGUUUAACCAACGAAGCUACAGCUGCGAUCACACUCACGCACAGUGACAUGAGGCGGACUACAGUCUGGAAGAAGCGGAUUCAAUUCUCCGAAUGACACCCGCGGGUGAAAAGGAUUUCUCCUAAGGAAAUGGAUGUGAUGAAUAUAGAUCUGCGACCUGAUGGCCUACAAGAGACGAAUGGCUUCAAAGGUAAGGACCCAGACUGCCGGAAUGGUUCAGAGAAGGAGGAGGAGCCUCUGCUCCGGGAGAACCCCAGACGGUUUGUGGUCUUCCCCAUCCAGUACCCCGACAUCUGGAAGAUGUACAAGCAGGCACAAGCCUCUUUCUGGACGGUGGAGGAGGUUGAUCUAUCCAAAGACUUGCCACACUGGGAACGUUUGAAACCUGAGGAGAAACACUUCAUCUCCCACAUCCUAGCCUUCUUUGCUGCAAGUGAUGGUAUCGUCAAUGAGAACCUGGUGCAGAGGUUCUGCCAGGAGGUGCAGGUGCCUGAAGCUCGCUCGUUCUACAGCUUCCAGAUCCUCAUAGAGACUAUUCAUUCAGAGAUGUACAGCCUGCUCAUCAACACUUAUAUCAGGGAACUGAAAGAGAGGGACUACUUAUUUAAUGCCAUUCAGACGAUGCCUUGUGUGAAACGGAAAGCAGACUGGGCCCUCCAGUGGAUAAAUGACAACAAAUCCACAUUUGGGGAGCGAAUUGUGGCUUUUGCGGCAGUGGAGGGCAUCUUCUUCUCUGGCUCAUUCGCUGCUAUCUAUUGGCUCAAGAAGAGAGGAUUAAUGCCUGGCCUUACCUACUCCAACGAGCUGAUUAGCAGGGAUGAGGGCCUGCACUGUAACUUUGCCUGCCUGCUGUACAGCUACCUGGUGAAGAAACCAUCAGAGGAUCGGGUGAAGGACAUCAUCACCAAAGCUGUUAGCAUUGAGCAGGAGUUUCUGACAGAGGCCUUGCCAGUGGAUCUCAUCGGAAUCAACUGUUGUCUGAUGAAGCAGUACAUCGAGUUUGUGGCCGACCGGCUUCUCGCUGACCUCGGACUGGCAAAGGUAUACCACGCUGAAAAUCCAUUUGACUUCAUGGAGUCCAUUUCACUAGAGGGGAAAACCAACUUCUUUGAGAAAAGAGUGGGAGAGUAUCAGAGAUUUGGGGUGAUGUCAAGCAUGACGGACUGUGAAUUCACUCUGGAUGCAGACUUCUGAAAUGGAUAUGGAAUUCUGUUACGCAAUAUUUAUAUAUAUAUAUUUUUACUUUAAGCAGGUAUUGACGAAAAAACAGCCAAGUCUCUUUUCAAUACUAUCACAAUAUUACAAUGGACAAAUGAAUGGUCGACAGGUUAAAGCUUUUAAAAGGGAUUGAGAAUUACGCCUGGAGUUACUAGCAGCCAAUGUAGUUUGCAAAGUGACACGGAGCGAACAAAUGGAUCCUUCAAGCCCUCUUCAUGGCUGGGUUUUUUUACAUUUACAAGGGAGACGCAUAGGUUUUUGUUCAACAUAAAUAUCUUGAUUCUUCUGUACUUUACUGGAAAUUUGAAGAUGGUUAAAGUGGCAAUCUCGAAUACUUUUAUUUAAAUGAGUGUCCUAGAGCUUCAUUGUAUUGUGUACACACACACAAAAUGGAAGUAUGCACACAAUUUACGACUCCAUACUCUCCAUGGUUUUCUCAAAUACAACUUUUACAUCAACUGGUACUGAAGUCUUAAGGAUUUAAGGCCACUUUAACAUCUAGGAUACAAUAUAUUUCUGACUGCAGUUCUGGCAGCUGGAUCCCAAUUGUAGUUUUUAGCAUUUUGU
Messenger RNA from Anoplopoma fimbria (sablefish), 1803 nucleotides. RefSeq names its product ribonucleotide reductase M2 b (gene rrm2b). The coding region runs from base 148 to 1212 and encodes 354 amino acids. Gene Ontology annotation, molecular function: ribonucleoside-diphosphate reductase activity, thioredoxin disulfide as acceptor. The transcript is spliced from 9 exons. Lineage: Eukaryota; Metazoa; Chordata; Actinopteri; Perciformes; Anoplopomatidae. Gene Ontology annotation, cellular component: cytosol. The record is from RefSeq and is a predicted model, not a curated record. Gene Ontology annotation, biological process: deoxyribonucleotide biosynthetic process.